UGAGGUCCAGGAGGAGCGAAGAUGUGGGAUCCGGGGAGCCCGGAUGGUGUGUGGGGAGCGGGCUUGGGACCACAUCGGGUUGGGGCCAGAGGACCGAGGAAGGAGAACCUAGCCUUGGGGAGUGCUGCUCAGUCUCCCGGCUUUUGGCCCCCGUCUUUGGGGUCUCCCCAAGGGCUGGGAGGAGGACCUGCAUCCCAGCCUCUGCUCGCUGUUGCCCGGCUCCGUUCCGUGGAGCGGUGAAGGGCUGUGCCGUCGCCAGUCGUGCCCCCCUUCCUCUUUCCGCCCACUCGCGGGGGCCUCCGCGGCCGGCAGGCCUCCAGGAGUCCCGGCCGCUGCAUGUUGUGCUGGGAAAUGAAGCCUGUGACUUGGACUCCAUGGUGUCAGCGCUUGCCUUGGCUUUUUACCUAGCAAAGACAACAGAGGCUGAGGAAGUCUUUGUGCCAGUUUUAAAUAUAAAUCGUUCUGAGCUACCUCUACGAGGUGACAAUGUCUUCUUCCUUCAGAAGAUUCACAUUCCAGAGUCCCUCUUGAUUUUCCGGGAUGAGAUUGACCUCCACGCCUUGCACCAGGCUGGCCAACUCACCCUUAUCCUUGUUGACCAUCAUGUCUUACCCAAAAGUGACACAGCCCUAGAGGAGGCAGUAGCAGAGGUGCUAGACCAUCGGCCCAUUGAGCAGAAACACUGCCCUCCCUGCCAUGUUUCAGUUGAGCUGGUGGGGUCCUGUGCUACCCUGGUGACUGAGAGAAUCCUGGAGGGGGCACCAGAGAUCUUGGACAGGCAAAUUGCAGCUCUUCUGCAUGGAACAAUCAUCCUGGACUGUGUCAACAUGGACCUGAAAGUUGGAAAGGCAACCCCCAAAGACAACAAAUAUGUGGAGAAACUGGAGGCCCUUUUCCCAGAUCUGCCUAAGAGAAAUGACAUCUUUGACUCUCUACAAAAGGCAAAGUUUGAUAUAUCAGGACUGACCACUGAGCAGAUGCUGAGAAAGGACCAGAAGACCAUCUCCACACAUGGCACCAAGGUGGCCAUUAGUGCAAUAUAUAUGGAUUUGGAGGCUUUUCUGCAGAGGUCUGGCCUCACUGCAGAUCUCCAUGCUUUCUGCCAGGCUCACAACUGUGACGUCCUGGUCACCAUGACUAUCUUUUUCAACACUCAAAAUGAGCCAGUGCGGCAGCUGGCUGUUUUCUGUCCCCAUGCAGCGCUCCGAAUGACGAUCUGUGGAGUUCUGGAACGCUCCCACUCUCCGUCCCUGAAGCUGACCCCUGCCCCAAGCACCCACCCUCACCUCCAAGCCUAUCUUCAGGGCAACACCCAGGUCUCUCGGAAGAAACUUCUGCCUCUGCUCCAGGAGGCCCUGUCAGCAUAUUUUGACUCCAUGAAGAUCCCUUCAGGGCAGCCUGAGACAGAGGGUGUGAGUAGGGAGCAGGCAGACAAGGAAUUGGACAGGGCAGGUAACUCCCUGGUACCUGGACUGAGUCAAGAUGAGGAGGAGCCUCCACUGCCCCCCACGCCCAUGAACAGCUUGGUGGAUGAGUGCCCUCUGGAUCAGGGGCUGCCUAAACUCUCAGCUGAAGUCAUCUUUGAGAAGUGCAGUCAGAUCUCUUUAUCACAGUCGACUGCUGCCUCCCUGUCCAAGAAGUGACUGCUGGGAGGGGACGGGAUGGUGAGAGAGGUUGCUCGAACCACUUGAAAUGCAUGUUUUGAGAUGUACCGGCAGUCCCAUCUUCAUUGCUCUAGGAUCUGGUGUACUGUGUUCAUGUACUGGGGAGAAGAAAGAAGCGAAAGAAAACAGCUGCUUCAGGGAUGGCUUCCUGCCUUUCCCCCAGAUCUCUACCAAUCAGACAAAUUGUAUUAUUUAAUUUAAUUCUUCAAAUCUGCACUGACUCUCCUUUGUUUCAUUUACCAGGGGUACAAUGUGAUACCACAGAGUUCCAGCAGAGCAGCACAAAAAGGUGUACCCCAGAAGUGCCCUCAAUAAGGGUCUGUAACGGAACCAGCAUUUCGCAUGGAACCAAAUAUUCAUUGUGUCCAUGUGUUCAUUUAUGCUCAUAUUGAUUCAGGUAUUUAUUGAAUACCUACUUUUAGCUAGAUAGAAAAUAAAAGUGUGCUUUGCAAACUCCUAUUUCAGUUUUCAGACUUCUACAGAAUCUAGCUCCAUGAUUCCUCUUUCUGACCCCAGUUAGGUGAUAGUAUCCAAAGCUGAGAUGGUUACAUUUGUAUUCUGGGCUUAUGACUCUUUUAAGAUCCUUGCGGAGCAGUCAGAAGCCAUUAUCUUCUGUCUGGUCAGCUGACCUGGCUCUCAGUUUCUUUGGAUUCCUCUGUCCCAGAAAGACCCAGAAGACUCCUUGGUUCUUGAGAGUUCAGGGGACACCCAGGAAAGCCUUAAGAUCACAUAGGCACUCUUCUCAGCAGACAGCAGAACUGCAGUGAGAGCCCUGGCUCUGUGCCCUGCCUUGCGGCCUGUCAAUUUCUUGUCCAUCCUGUUCUCUUCUUGCUCACGUUGAAAGGAAACAUGGAGUUCUGAUACCAACUGCCAUGAACUGUGUGUCUCUUGGUAAGACACUUCAUUUCUCUAGGCCUCAUUCACCCCAUCUGUAAAACUAAGGAUCUGGACUAGAUAUUCUCUAGUAUUCUGUGAUCUGCCUCCUGUCACCAUCACUUCUCUCCUUGCUUCUCUCUUUGUUUCUGUUCUCCCUGGGAAUGCUCAGGGUGACUGAAUUGUCUGUAUUUAUAUGUGAUUGUACCAAGGGACUCAGCCUCACGUAGCAUGUACAGGGGUAUGAUGCCUACCAUAGUGAUCCGGCAGAGAGUUCCCCCACUACUUGUUCUGCAUGUGUAGACUCCCUUUUCCCUUCAGACUUCCCUUUUCCCCCUUUUCCUACCCCACAGCCCAAAUCCAUGUAAGUUGCUAGUGGUUCCACUGAACAGUAGGGCAUGUGAGACAGUUUUGGCAUGAUGUCUUCAGUAUGAGGGGGACGGUGUGACUUCACUUUGAGGGGAUGAUGUCUGUAGCCAUUGGAAGGUAAAAAUAGUGGUGUGAUUACUGAACCAAAGGAAUUUGUUUUGUAACUUGGGUACUUUAUUUUGCAUUUUGUUAAAGUAUUAAAUACAUUUUUUUUCCCUGUU
This is a messenger RNA of Canis lupus familiaris (dog), 3127 nucleotides long. RefSeq names its product prune exopolyphosphatase 1 (gene PRUNE1). The record is from RefSeq and is a predicted model, not a curated record. Bases 375 to 1643 code for a protein of 422 amino acids. The transcript has 8 exons. Gene Ontology annotation, cellular component: cytoplasm. NCBI's taxonomy places the organism in Eukaryota, Metazoa, Chordata, Mammalia, Carnivora, Canidae. Gene Ontology annotation, molecular function: exopolyphosphatase activity.